AUGCCCAUCGUGAACGGCCCUGUGGAUAACCAAGCUCGGAUUGAUCUCAUGAACAACCUGAGCCUUCUCCUGAGCGCCGUCGUCGAGGGUCCGCCAGGCGCCGAAGACCUGAUCGAGUACCUCGUUGGCCUGGGGGCCAACAUCGACCCCUUGCAGACAAACCUAACCGGUCGGUUCCUCGCAACACAAGCUGAAAAUGGGAGGGUCGGUAAUUCACUGGCUAUACUUCGUGCGCAAAUCAAUCAGGGGGUCGCCCAGGGAGUACUUUCGGAUUUCGGGAGAGGGUUUGUUCAAGACCGGUGGUAUAUCGAGUGGAUUCAGCACCUGGCAAGAGCUAUGCGGGAGCUGGGCCGAGAAGAUAUCACCCGCUGGCUCAUCGACAGAAAUUUCGCCACCAACCAGAUAGCACUGUGCCACGCCAUCAAUUGGCAUGACCACGACGCCGUGCGUCGCAUCAUAUCCCGCCUACAAUUACGCGGCGACUCCCUCGACGAGGUCAUCCCCCGGGACGUGCACACCGGCACAGAGCCGCGCCGCCCGACCCGCGCCUUCUUUGAGUCGGCGCUCGACUUCGCCGUCUCGCGCGCCGUGCAGGACUUCAACGCAGCCGCCUUGUUACUUAUAGCAGGCGCCGACUUCCGGCGCGUCUCGCCCCAGACCCGCCGCAACGCGGCCGAGACCCGCGACCUGUUCCUCGCCGACCCGAACGCCGACGCGCGCCGAUUCUUCCAUGGGGCCAGAGGCACGUUCCUUGUUCGAAACGCAGAGGCCGCGCGCACGCGAUACCUGCUCAUGGUCUCGAACAUAUCCGAGGAACUGACUGAUGCCCCGCCCGAGAGUGAGGAUGAUGGCUUCGCCGGCAGCUCGGAAUCCCAGUGGGACUUGAGCAUGCACGAGGAGAGCGACGAGAGCGAAGGUUAUUACGACGACGGCGAAAUCCCGAACGACGACGACGGGUUUCCGGACCCGGACGACGACGACGACGACGACGACGACGACGACGACUAG
Anthostomella pinea is the source of this 1008-nucleotide messenger RNA. NCBI's taxonomy places the organism in Eukaryota, Fungi, Ascomycota, Sordariomycetes, Xylariales, Xylariaceae. The record is from the annotation of a GenBank genome assembly.